Messenger RNA from Physeter macrocephalus (sperm whale), 2688 nucleotides. Its product is annotated as dynamin-1-like. The transcript has 11 exons. Gene Ontology annotation, cellular component: microtubule; membrane; cytoplasm. Gene Ontology annotation, biological process: receptor internalization; synaptic vesicle endocytosis. NCBI's taxonomy places the organism in Eukaryota, Metazoa, Chordata, Mammalia, Artiodactyla, Physeteridae. The coding region runs from base 225 to 1403 and encodes 392 amino acids. Gene Ontology annotation, molecular function: GTPase activity; GTP binding; microtubule binding. The record is from RefSeq and is a predicted model, not a curated record.
UUGACUUGCCAUUUGGAACCCACAAUUGGGGGAAAGGGGUGGCUGUGGCUUGGUGCCAUCAGCUUCCUGGGCCCCUAGGUGUGGGGCAUUCUGCGUGUCCCUCCCACCCCACGCCCCUGGAUUCUGGUGGGGUUUGGGUGCCCCCUACCCGUGCCCCCAGUGUACGUGGCUGUCUCCCCUCCCCCCCUCCCCAGCUCCAGCAGUACCCCCGGCUGCGGGAGGAGAUGGAGCGCAUCGUGACCACCCACAUCCGGGAGCGCGAGGGUCGCACCAAGGAGCAGGUCAUGCUCCUCAUCGAUAUUGAACUGGCUUACAUGAAUACCAACCAUGAGGACUUCAUAGGCUUUGCCAAUGCUCAGCAGAGGAGCAACCAGAUGAACAAGAAGAAGGCUUCAGGGAACCAGGUCAUCCGGAAGGGCUGGCUGACCAUCAGCAACAUCGGUAUCAUGAAGGGGGGCUCCAAGGAGUACUGGUUUGUGCUGACUGCCGAGAAUCUGUCCUGGUACAAGGAUGACGAGGAGAAAGAAAAGAAAUACAUGCUAUCCGUGGACAACCUGAAGCUGCGGGACGUGGAGAAGGGCUUCAUGUCCAGCAAGCACAUCUUUGCCCUCUUCAACACGGAGCAGAGGAACGUCUACAAGGAUUAUCGGCAGCUGGAACUGGCCUGCGAGACACAGGAGGAGGUGGAUAGCUGGAAGGCCUCCUUCCUGAGGGCUGGCGUGUACCCCGAGCGUGUUGGGGACAAAGAGAAAGCCAGUGAGACGGAGGAGAAUGGCUCAGACAACUUCAUGCACUCCAUGGACCCACAGCUGGAGCGGCAGGUGGAGACCAUCCGGAACUUGGUGGACUCAUACAUGGCCAUCGUCAACAAGACCGUCCGGGACCUCAUGCCUAAGACCAUCAUGCACCUCAUGAUCAACAAUACCAAGGAAUUCAUCUUCUCGGAGCUGCUGGCCAACCUGUACUCGUGCGGGGACCAGAACACACUGAUGGAGGAGUCGGCCGAGCAGGCGCAGCGGCGCGACGAGAUGCUGCGCAUGUAUCACGCACUGAAAGAGGCUCUCAGCAUCAUCGGCGACAUCAACACGACCACUGUCAGCACGCCCAUGCCCCCGCCCGUGGACGACUCCUGGCUGCAGGUGCAGAGCGUACCGGCUGGACGCAGGUCACCUACGUCCAGCCCCACACCGCAGCGCCGAGCCCCCGCGGUGCCCCCAGCCCGGCCCGGGUCGCGGGGCCCUGCUCCUGGGCCUCCGCCUGCUGGGUCCGCCCUAGGGGGGGCGCCCCCCGUGCCCUCCAGGCCGGGGGCUUCCCCUGACCCCUUCGGUCCUCCCCCCCAGGUGCCCUCGCGCCCCAACCGCGCCCCGCCCGGGGUCCCCAGAAUCACUAUCAGUGACCCCUGAGGAGCGUCAGCCACGGUAGGUACAGGCCUCUCCGCCUGCUGCAUGAACCGGUGUGUCUGCCCCCUGCCGCACCAGCUCCACGCCGCAGGGCGAACCUGGGACCUCAGAGGCAGGCCCCCUCCCUCUCCCUUCUGCAGCUCCAGACUUAUUCUUUCCUCUUUCUGUCCUCGCUGCCAGCUGGCUCUCUCACCUCCCUUCUCAGCAAGCCUCGGGACUCAGUGCCACUGCCCAAGACCUCCAUGGCUGAGCCUGGGGAGGUCUUGGGACAGGCUCCGCACCCAAGCAGGCAAGCCUGGGUGCUCUCUGGAGGCGUCAGAAAGAGCGCAGAGCUCAUGGUUCAUGGUGUUAGGGGCAGGGAGCUUGGCAGGGGCGGGGGGGUGUGUAGGGCUGGACUCGGGCAUCCAGAGGCCUUGGCAUCUCACCCUGGGGUGCCACACUCAUUCCCCGAUCUGAGCCCUGCUGCUGGGGCAGGGCAGCCAGCUCCCAGCCCGGGAGCUCUGGAAACCAAAUCCACGAUAGGGCAGAGGAUGUCAAAGUCCCACCUCCUUUAUCGAGCCAGCAAGCGAGCAGCAGCUGGGGGUGAAGGCUCUGGUUAUUUGAUGAUUUGGGAAAGCCUGAGUGUCCCCCCCACCAUCAGCCCAGAGCACAGCUCGCAGGCCAGGCAGGUCACACCGCCCCUUCCCCUGCCUCCACGGUACUGUCACUCCUGCUGGUGCAGGACUGAAGGCAGCGUCCUCAGCCCCAGGUGGAGCACCGUAGCCAGCCCGCAGGCUCAUCCACCUGGGCCUGUUGCUCCUGGGGGUGACCUCCACUUUUCCGCUAAGGGGAUGACGGUGUCUGCGGACCUGGGCAAGCCAGCUUCUCUGAGUUCCGCCCCAGCUGGGCCCCCAAACUCGCCCAGCGAGCCUGCCUGCCCCUCUGCGCCUGCGCUGACUCUUGCUCUUCUGCUUUUCCCCAGCAGGAAGGGCCCAGCCUCACCUACGCGACCUGCGGUCCCCCGGCCAGCUGAGGCUCCCCUCUUAGACUUAUAAGCCUGUGGCCACUGGCAUCCAGCCGCCUGCCCUCCCUGCCUCCCCAGGGUCCCGUUAGAGGACUCGUGGGCUUUCUGCCCACCCAGAGGGGCCUCUAGCGCUCCCUCCAGCCAUCCUGUUAGCUUUGCCCUCCUGGUUCGAACAGUGUUCUUUCUCCUGUCUUUCUCCAUCAGGCCUGGUGGCUGUCGCUUGGGGCUCACGGCCCCAUACUCCCUGAGGCUAGGGAUGGCCCUGUGCCAGCAGGUUGAAAGACA